This is a messenger RNA of Neurospora hispaniola, 3502 nucleotides long. Its product is annotated as armadillo-type protein. The transcript has 7 exons. Gene Ontology annotation, biological process: protein import into nucleus. Bases 228 to 3371 code for a protein of 1047 amino acids. Gene Ontology annotation, molecular function: small GTPase binding. The record is from RefSeq and is a predicted model, not a curated record. Gene Ontology annotation, cellular component: nuclear envelope; cytosol. Lineage: Eukaryota; Fungi; Ascomycota; Sordariomycetes; Sordariales; Sordariaceae.
CGAGGGACCAGCUUGUGGCCCAAAUAUUUUUUUUUACGCUAGCGGGUUGGCAAGACUGUGCACGCCCCUCAACCGCAACAACUUCAACCCCGUCUCCGGCUUUUUGUUUUGGGAAUUUGUUGCCUGCCACCACACCCCCCAUCUACGCACUCGCCCUCCCCGGAUAGGUGUGUCCGUGUUGAUGCGAGAGCCCGCCAGAAUUUGACCGUCAACGAAGUCACCUCAAGAUGGAUGCGAACGCCAUUCGAAGUUGCAUCGUCGCGACCCUCGACGCCGAUGCCGACGUUCGUCGGAGGGCUGAACUCCAGCUCAAGCAGGCCGAGCAACAAGUCGGUUUCACCGAUGUCCUCUUGGACCUCCUCCAGACAGAGCAGGAUGUGAACCUGAAACUUUCAACCGUUAUCUACCUCAAGAACCGAGUCAACCGCGCCUGGCAGCGCUCCGACGACUACCCGCAAGAGGCGGUUUUGGACGAAGACGCCAAGGCACGCUUCCGUGACCGGUUACUGCCCAUUCUCGCCAGCUCCGAGACUCUGGUCCGCCAUCAGCUGGUCCCCAUUUUACAGCGCAUCUUGCACCACGACUUUCCCGACCGAUGGCCGACCUUCAUGGAUUACACCGUCCAGUUGCUCAACACCAACAACGCCCCCUCUGUCCUGGCUGGCCUGCAAUGUUUGCUCGCUAUCUGCCGUUCGUUUCGCUACAAGAUGAGCGAUACCGAUCACCGUGCGCAAUUCGAAAAGAUUGUCGAAGUUAGCUUCCCGAGACUGUUGGCCGUCUGCGAUGAGUUGGUAAACCAGGAUAGUGAGGAGGCUGGCGAGAUGUUACACAUUGCUCUCAAGGCGUACAAGCAUACUGCCUGGCUUGAACUCCCCGCCUGCCUCCGCGAGCAGUCCGUCAAUCUCGGAUGGUGCACCAUCUUCCUUCGUACCGUAUCGAAGCCGAUUCCUGCGAGCGCUAUGCAGGACGACCCGUUGGGACGUGAACGCCAUCAUUGGUGGAAGGCAAAGAAGUGGGCAUACUUCAACCUAAACAGGCUAUAUAUCAGAUACGGUAACCCUCACAACAUCAUGGAAAAGGGAGCCGAUGGUCAGUUGCUCCAAUUUGCCAAGAACUUUAUCGCCCAAGUCGCUCCCGAAAUCCUCAAGCACUACCUUGCCGAGAUCGAGAAAUGGGUAGCCAAAACCGUCUGGCUGAGCCGGCCGUGCUUGUCGUACACUCUUGUCUUCCUGGACGAGUGCAUUCGUCCCAAGGAGAUGUGGACACAUCUGAAGCCUCACCUUACUAAUUUGGUCACUCAUUUCAUCUUCCCUGUUCUCUGCCUUUCGGAAGAGGACGUGGAAAACUUCGAGGAGGAACCGGAGGAAUACCUUCACCGCAAACUUAACUUCUUUGAGGAAGUCUCCGCGCCCGACGUUGCCGCUGUCAACUUUUUGGUGAGCCUCACGAAGGCCCGUAGAAAGCAGACCUUCGAGAUCCUCAAGUUCGUCAAUGAAGUCGUCAAUCAAUACGAGCAGGCGCCAGAGGACCAGAAGAACCACCUGGCGAAGGAGGGUGCGCUACGCAUGAUCGGAACUCUUGCUCCGGUUAUCCUGGGCAAGAAGUCCCCUAUCGCUGAUCAGGUGGAAUACUUCUUGGUUCGGUACGUUUUCCCGGAUUUCACGAACCCGCAAGGCUUCCUCAGAGCCCGCGCGUGCGACACCAUCGAAAAGUUCGAGCAGCUCGACUUUAAGGACCAGCAGAACCUCCUUACUGUCUACCGCCACAUCCUCGACUGCAUGGCCGACCCCAAGUUGCCUGUCCGUGUGACUGCUGCUUUGGCCCUACAGCCUAUGAUCAGACAUGAGAUCAUUCGCACCAGCAUGCAGCAGAACAUCCCGACGGUUAUGCAGCAGCUUCUCAAGCUUGCUAACGAAGCCGAUAUUGACGCCCUCGCUAACGUGAUGGAGGACUUCGUGGAGGUUUUCGCUACUGAGCUUACACCGUUUGCCGUGGCUCUCAGCGAGCAGCUGCGCGAUACCUACCUGCGCAUCGUCAGAGAGCUUCUCGAAAACAAUGAGAGACGUGAUGGUGCCGAGGAUGAGUUUGGCGAUUACCUCGACGACAAGAGCAUAACUGCGCUUGGUGUGUUGCAAACAAUCGGUACUCUCAUCCUCACUCUUGAAAGUACCCCAGAGGUUCUUCUUCACAUUGAGAGCGUCCUGAUGCCUGUCAUCCAGAUUACUUUGGAGAACAAGCUUUACGAUCUCUACAACGAAGUCUUUGAAAUCAUCGACAGCUGCACUUUUGCCGCCAAGCAGAUCUCUCCCAACAUGUGGCAGGCCUUUGAGCUUAUCCAUACGACUUUCAAGUCGGGCGCCGAGCUGUAUCUGGAGGAUAUGCUUCCUGCGUUGGACAACUUUGUGCAGUACGGCGCGCCCCAGCUUGUCCAGAAGCCUGAAUACAUUCAGGCGCUGUUUGAGAUGGUUCAGGACAUGUUCAACGACACCAAGGUUGGCGGCUGCGAUAGAAUCUGCGCGUGCAAGCUUUCUGAAGCCAUGAUGCUUAGUCUGCGUGGCCAGAUUGAUCAGUGCGUUCAAGGCUUCAUCGGCUUGGCCAUGAACGUGCUCACUUCUCAGGAUGUUAAGGUUAAGAGCUACAAGAUCCACUUGAUGGAAAUGGUCAUCAACGCCGUCUACUACAACCCUCUUCUAACCCUGCAGAUUCUCGAAUCUCAAGGCUGGACGAACAAGUUUUUCAGCCUUUGGUUCAGCAGCAUGGACUCUUUCUCUCGCGUGCAUGACAAGAAGCUCUGCAUUGUAGCCAUUGUGGCCUUGAUCAGCAUUCCUGCUGAUCAGAUCCCCCCUACUGUUGCCGUUGGUUGGCCAAGGCUUCUCCAGGGCAUCACCUCUCUGUUCGGCAGCCUGCCGACGGCUCUCAAAAACCGUGAGGAAGCGCUCAAGGACGACUAUCACCUUGACGGAGGCGUCUACGACGAAAAUGAGGAAUGGGACGACGAUGAAAACAACUGGGAUGCCGGUGAAGAGGGUGAGGAGGAGGAUCUUGGAGAUGUCAAGGGCGAGAGUGAAGCAUACCUGGAGUUCCUCAACGAGGAGGCGCAGAAGUUCUCCGGUACCGAUCUCGAGUAUAGUGACGACGAGCUCGGCGAAGAUGGCGUUCUUCUCGAAUCCCCUCUCGACAAGCUUGAUCCCUACUCCAUCUUCAAGACGUCUCUGUUGAAGCUUCAAGCAGAGCAGCCCCAGUACUAUGCUGGCCUUGUACAACAUUUGAGUAUGGAGGAGCAGAGUGUUAUUUCGGCUGUCUUGCAGCAGGCAGACACACAAGAGGCUGCCGCUCAACAGGCUGCCGCGGCUGCUAACGGAACCAGUUAAAUGGUGUUUAUACCCCCUAUACCACGUCAUACACCAAGCUAUUUUCUGUUAGUCGAGGCGCUGUUAGGAACGCAUGCCGCAAACUUUGUGCUGUGGCGCCGAUACUACCCGUUACUCGAACAAAAGUCCUG